AUGGAAGAGCUCCCAGCAGUGCAUUUCCUGUAUCAGCCUAAGUCUGAGUGUCAUUUCUCCAACGGGACGGAGCGGGUGCGGUUCCUGUACAGAGACAUCUACAACGGGCAGGAGGACGUGCGUUUCGACAGCGACGUGGGGGAGUUACGCGAGCUGACCGAGCUGGGGCGGCCGGACGCUGAGGCCUGGAACAGCCAGAAGGACUACCUUGAGCGGGAGCGGGCCUAUGUGAACACGCUCUGCAGAGAAAGCUACAGGGUGGCUGAGGGAUUCCUGGUGCAGAGGCAAACUGAGCCCACAGUGACCGUGUAUCCUGCAAAGACCCAGCGCCUGCAGCACCACAACCUCCUGGUCUGCUUCGUGAACGGCUUCUAUCCGGGCAACAUUGAGGUCCGCUCCAGCGGGGAGGAAGAGGAGGCCGGGGUGGUGUCCACGGGCCUGAUCCGGAACGGGGACUGGACCUUCCAGACCCUGGUGAUGCUGGAGACAGUUCCCCGGAGCGGGGAGGUCUACACCUGCCAAGUACGGCAUCCCAGCAGGACUAGCCCUGUCACCGUGAAAUGGAGUGAGACACCCUCUGACCUCACACGCCUCCCUCCACAGGGGCCUUUGCUUAUACCUGAGGGUCAGGGUCCCCUCUACCCACACCCGGUUUUCCUUUGCUCAGUCUCUCCUUCAGCACAGGCUACAGGGUAG
Molecule: messenger RNA, 696 nt
Organism: Myotis davidii
Lineage: Eukaryota; Metazoa; Chordata; Mammalia; Chiroptera; Vespertilionidae
Product: HLA class II histocompatibility antigen, DR beta 5 chain
Biological process (GO): positive regulation of T cell activation; peptide antigen assembly with MHC class II protein complex; immunoglobulin production involved in immunoglobulin-mediated immune response
Cellular component (GO): lysosomal membrane; late endosome membrane; MHC class II protein complex
Molecular function (GO): MHC class II protein complex binding
Source: RefSeq, a predicted model, not a curated record